Molecule: messenger RNA, 471 nt
Organism: Toxoplasma gondii ME49
Lineage: Eukaryota; Apicomplexa; Conoidasida; Eucoccidiorida; Sarcocystidae
Exons: 1
Coding region: 1-471 (156 amino acids)
Source: RefSeq, a predicted model, not a curated record
AUGCAUUCAUACGUCGGUGUCCACAUGUCUACACAUGUAUGCAUUUCCGUCGUAGUGUCGAUUUUUCUAUCGUGCGUGCACUUUGUAGGAAUUCAGAUGGAAACAGCAUGUGGACUUGGAGCGCCUAAGGCCAGGGUGGCCUCGCGUGCGCCUUUUUCUUGCCAAGCUCCCACCACGAGAGUUGACACGAAAAGCGAGACAAACCAGAUAGCACUGGCGCAACACAGGAAGCCAACAACACUCAUUUUGGUCGUGUGUCCUCGCCACGGUUUCGAUGUUCCCAGUCUCCAAAAAUGCCAGCUCGUCUGCGCCGUGCUCCAACCAGGAAAGCUACACCGAUGUCUCACGCCUUUCCUCCAACGGAGAAGCGACGACACGUUCUCCUUUUCUUCUCCUCUGUUGAGUUGCUCGUCUCUCUGUUUCCGUUUAUAUCCGCGACGAAUGUCCCUUUCCUCGUCGUCGUCGUUCUGA